Molecule: messenger RNA, 1701 nt
Organism: Chinchilla lanigera (long-tailed chinchilla)
Lineage: Eukaryota; Metazoa; Chordata; Mammalia; Rodentia; Chinchillidae
Gene: Foxa1
Product: forkhead box A1
Biological process (GO): cell differentiation; regulation of transcription by RNA polymerase II; anatomical structure morphogenesis
Molecular function (GO): protein domain specific binding; RNA polymerase II cis-regulatory region sequence-specific DNA binding; DNA-binding transcription factor activity, RNA polymerase II-specific
Source: RefSeq, a predicted model, not a curated record
GCCUACUCUUCCGUCCCGGUCAGCAACAUGAACUCCAGCCUGGGCUCCAUGAACUCCAUGAACACCUACAUGACCAUGAACACCAUGACCACGAGCGGCAACAUGACGCCGGCCUCCUUCAACAUGUCCUAUGCCAACCCGGGCCUGGGCGCCGGCCUGAGUCCCGGCGCGGUGGCCGGCAUGCCCGGAGGCUCCGCGGGCGCCAUGAACAGCAUGACGGCGGCGGGCGUGACGGCCAUGGGCACGGCGCUGAGCCCGGGCGGCAUGGGCGCCAUGGGCGCGCAGCCCGCGGCCUCCAUGAACGGCCUGGGCCCCUACGCGGCCAUGAACCCGUGCAUGAGCCCCAUGGCGUACGCGCCGUCCAACCUGGGCCGCAGCCGCGCGGGCGGCGGGGGCGACGCCAAGACCUUCAAGCGCAGCUACCCGCACGCCAAGCCGCCCUACUCCUACAUCUCGCUCAUCACCAUGGCCAUACAGCAGGCGCCCAGCAAGAUGCUCACGCUGAGCGAGAUCUACCAGUGGAUCAUGGACCUCUUCCCCUAUUACCGGCAGAACCAGCAGCGCUGGCAGAACUCCAUCCGCCACUCGCUGUCCUUCAACGACUGCUUCGUCAAGGUGGCGCGCUCCCCGGACAAGCCGGGCAAGGGCUCCUACUGGACGCUGCACCCGGACUCGGGCAACAUGUUCGAGAACGGCUGCUACCUGCGCCGCCAGAAGCGCUUCAAGUGCGAGAAGCAGCCCGGGGCCGCCGGCGGGGGCGGGAGCGGGGGCGGCUCCAAGGGCGGCCCCGAAGGCCGCAAGGACCCCUCGGGCACCGGGAACCCCAGCGCCGAGUCGCCCCUCCACCGGGCCGUGCACGCCAAGGCGAGCCAGCUAGAGGGCGCGCCGGCCGCCGGGCCCGCCGCCAGCCCCCAGACUCUGGACCACAGCGGGGCGACGGCGACAGGGGGCGCCUCGGAGUUAAAGACUCCAGCCUCCUCCACGGCGCCCCCCAUAAGCUCUGGGCCCGGGGCGCUGGCGUCUGUGCCCCCGUCUCACCCGGCGCACGGCCUGGCCCCCCACGAGUCCCAGAUGCACCUGAAAGGGGACCCCCACUACUCCUUCAACCACCCCUUCUCCAUCAACAACCUCAUGUCCUCCUCGGAGCAGCAGCACAAGCUGGACUUCAAGGCGUACGAGCAAGCGCUGCAGUACUCGCCCUACGGCGCCACCUUGCCCGCCAGCCUGCCUCUGGGCAGCGCGUCAGUGGCCGCCAGGAACCCCAUCGAGCCCUCAGCCCUGGAGCCGGCCUACUACCAAGGUGUGUAUUCCAGACCCGUCCUAAACACUUCCUAGCUCCCGGAACUGAGGGUUUGUCUUCAUGACCAUGCUGGUAGCAGGAGAGAGAUUGAGAGAGAGAGAGAGAGAGGAAAAAAAAAAUCAGCAAACGAAACCACUCAUACCAAACCAGCAACAGCAUAGUAAAACCCCAACUUUUUUUUUCAUGCACAAAUUUUCCCCAGUGCAAAGGACUGUUACUUUUAUUAUUGUAUUCAAAACUCUCUGUGCAUAUUAUUACAAAGACAACCGAUCCCGCACCAAUUUUUCCUGCGAAGUUUAAUAAUCCACAGUUGUAUAUAUAUAUAAUCUUCCUCCUUCCGUGUUCGUCCCUGUCUUCCCCUCAGACCCAUUCUAGUCCACGCAGGGUUUAUUUAAAAGAGA